AUGGCUGAGCAAAAACCCGUUCUUUACUCGUAUUGGAGAUCGUCUUGCGCGUGGAGAGUGCGUAUUGGUGGGUAAAUAAAGUUUUUUUUCUUUUCACAAGCUCUUUUUUCAGCAUUGGCUCUGAAAAAGAUCGACUACGAGUACAAGACCGUUGAUUUGCUGUCGGAAGAGGCCAAGGUUCAACUUUUUCUUUGCACCGUCCGUUUAAAAGCGUUUUUUUUUCCAGAACAGUCUAAAAUCCAUCAACCCAGCCGCAAAAGUGCCAUCUUUUGUCGUCAAUGGUCAGACAAUCAAUGAAAGUUUGGCUAUAAUCGAAUAUCUUGACGAAGUCUGCCCGGAACCAGCUCUUCUUCCAAAAGAUACAGUGAAGAGAGCUCAAGCGAGAGCUAUUGCACUUCAUGUGAGUUUGAUUUCUUUUUAUUUUACUGGUUUCAUCGCUUUUUUACAGGUGACAUCUGGGAUCCAGCCACUUCACAACUUGAAAGUUCUGCAAACUCUCAACAAAAAGGAAGCGGGAUUGGGCGCACAGGUAAUUGGGAAUUUGAAACUGAAUCUGAACGAUCUCUUUGUUUGCAGUUCGCCAAGCAGUUCGUCGUUGACGGCCUCACCGCUCUUGAGGUUCUUCUGAAGGAAUCUUCCGGAAAGUACGCCGUCGGUGAUGACGUCACUAUUGCGGAUCUCGUCAUUCCGUCGGUUCUCUAUUCUGCUGCCAGGUGAGAAUACAUAUUUAUCUUCACAAAAACGGGGUGAUUCAAGCGAAACAAGAGUAAAUUUCAAAUUUCAAUUGAAAACAUCCACUCAACGUGUUGUGGCAACCCAUUCAAAACGUAUUAGUCAUUCGACAAACACGAGGAUUGCGCGACCAGAUUCGAAUCAUCAAAUAACCGUCUUCCGAUCGCAAUCAAAUGUCGUUGCCUUUCAGAUUCAACCUCGAUCUGUCUCCGUACCCGACCGUCACUCGUAUCAAUGCGACUCUCGCCCAGAUUCCCGCUUUUAUUGCCGCUCAUCCCGAUCAUCAGCCGGAUGCUGGCCUCAACGCUUAA
Messenger RNA from Caenorhabditis sp. 36 PRJEB53466, 1043 nucleotides. NCBI's taxonomy places the organism in Eukaryota, Metazoa, Nematoda, Chromadorea, Rhabditida, Rhabditidae. The record is from the annotation of a GenBank genome assembly.